AUGGCGCGUACGAAAUACCGUUUGGCACCGCAAUUUCCAUUCCCUUGUGCGCUGCAGGACUCAUUGGCGGCGUACUUGUUCCUCUUGGACCAAUUCAUGCCCAAUGAGAUCCUUUUUGCAGGCGAUUCGGCUGGCGGAGGGAUGGUGGUCUCCAUGUUGGUUACCAUUCGUGACCAGGGCCUGCCUCUCCCUGCUGGGGCCAUCUUGAUCUCCCCUUGGGUGGACCUGACUCAUUCCUUCCCCAGCAUCAUGAAGGAUAACCCCGGUGACUUUCUACCUCCGUACGGCUUCCGGCAUAAACCCUCGGCGGCAUGGCCGCCACCUUCUGCAGACGAGGUUCUGGCUCUGCAACAAGAACGUAGCAAGAAACAUGGAUCGGCGAUCGAUGCGCCAGAGUCCAUCCCGGCUACAGAGAGCAGGGUGGACGAAGCUGCGUCAAAACGCUAUUCAGUCUCGGAUAGCCACUCGUCUUUGGCGGACGCCUCCAAUGCAAGAAAGUCAAAUCCAACGGAUGGGGGCCCUUACAGCAUCAAGGUCCCUGUGGAUGGUCAGAUCGUUGAAGUCAAAGACCAAGUCCAAAUGUACACGACCAAUCCGCUCAUAUCGCACCCACUUGUUUCUCCAGUGCUACAGCCAUCUCUUGGGGGCCUACCGCCGCUUCAGAUCCUCACUGGUGGAGGCGAAAAGCUCCGAGAUGAGCAGAUUUACCUGGCUCACAAAGCUGCAAACCCCACGGACUAUCCACCCGGCGACGUCUCCCUAGAUGAGAACGACCCAAACCGAGAGAUCUUACAUAAAUACGCCGGCACCUACGUGCAGCUCCAGGUCUGGGACGACCUCUGCCAUACUGUCCCUGCUCUCAGCUUCACUCGUCCGGCCAAAUAUAUGUAUCGAUCCAUUGCCCAAUUCGGUGCCUGGGCGCUCGCUUGCGCCCAGGAAACCGAAAUUGAGAUCCUGGAUGACAAUACCGUCUCGCCCAUCUCGUCCUCGGAUUCGGACACCCCAAGUGCACCUGCAAAUGCAACUCCGGAGAAAUCGAAUACGAAACCCGCUAUUUCGUCAGUUGGAAUGGCUGGGGAUCCCCUGCCAGCUUUUAAGAAUCGUAUGGUACGGCAACGAGUGGACAAGCGUGGCCGUAUCUAUCCUCUGGAUCCAGUAUGUUUCGAACCAGUCCUUCAACUCCCACCCUCCUACGUUGGAUCCAUCAAUCCCAGCCUUCUCAAAAAGUGGCUGGCAGCUAAAGAUGAAUGGGACGUGAAAUUCGCCAAAGAGAAGCUCCAUAUGCAACAAAAGCGGAAGAAGGAACUGGCGUAUGGAUUGAAAUACUUUAAGAACGAAACACCCCCUCCCUGCUCCCUCGCUGCAAGAAAGGAAGUUUCCGGUGUCUUGCCCUCUUGGAAUGCGCGCAAGAGUUACCCCAUGACCUUGUGGAGUCAUUGGGCCAGCAAGCAUGACAAGAAGGCCAUCGUGCGAGAACGCCAGAGAGAGAAGGAGGUCAGGAGGAGCAGUGUGGGAGCAGGACAGGCCGGAGCCUCUAUCAAACAGCCAGCAAGCCACGGUGAUGUGAACCCACUUAUCGUUCAGAGCCCCGGACAGGGUCAAGCCAGUUCUCUUAACCCCAGACCCGCCGCCGACAUCAUGAAUGCAGACACCUAUAAUGCAGACAAAUCUACCCCCGAUACCACCAGUACUGGAGUUUCCCCAACGCAGCAACAACCCCCUGAGCGAACCCUCAGCCCUCUUGUCGUGCUCCCCCCAUACGAAUCAAAACCACGCACCGAGGAAACAGCCAGCACCCAGACACUCUUCCACGCACCGGGAAUAAUAGCCCCGACCUCAGACCCAUCCAACAUGCGACACAAACACUGCGGAUCCUCGCACACCGGCUCCGCCACCGCCCGCAGCCGCUUCACCUCAGACAUCGCAGACGACACCAGCACCUUGGGCGAUCGAUCUGUCGCCGUCACCACUACCGGCGUCGACGCCGCUAGUACUCGCGCAGUGCGGCAUGCCACGGGGGUGGUGAGCGCUGUGACCGAUCCAGACUCGCGGCCUCGUUCCGUCGAGGCGCCGUCUGCGUCACGCGAUUCGGGCGAUCUCGCGAGUUCGUCAUCGCUGGGCGCGAGAAGUCAGCCUGUUAGUGGUGAUGGGGCAUCGUCUCGUCCUGGGAUGUCGGAUCAGGAUGCUGUUCAUACCGCUGAUGAGUAG
Molecule: messenger RNA, 2208 nt
Organism: Aspergillus tanneri
Lineage: Eukaryota; Fungi; Ascomycota; Eurotiomycetes; Eurotiales; Aspergillaceae
Exons: 3
Coding region: 1-2208 (735 amino acids)
Molecular function (GO): hydrolase activity
Source: RefSeq, a predicted model, not a curated record